UCUGCAAGACACUCCCCCUAGCUCAUUACCUCUAAGCUAGCUGAGCUAGCCAGCCACAUCCACUCCGAAGUUUGAGCAGCUCUGCACUGCAGCAGGAAAACAAGAUGAGUCUUGGCAAAGUUGCAAGAAAGCUGAAGCGUGUAGGGAAGACUGCAGUUCAGUUCAGGUUCACUUCAACCUUUGAGUACAUUGAUCUGAGUGUCAAAGGGUCAUGGAGACCAGACAAUUUGCGGAUCGUUUGGUUGAGAAACCAUAGGAAAGUCAAGUCACAAGAUGUGCAAUGGAUACCCAAAGAAGAUCGUGGGCCUAAAGGGGCGGAAGGGAGGGCGUCGUUUGAUCCUAUCAUAUCCGUGGCUCUCAUCGUGACACUGUAUCGAGAGCAUGGCCAGGUUUCGUUUCAAGAGAAGGAGUACAAAUACUACCUGGAGAAUCAUGGCCCCAAUGGGAAGAAAAUUCUCGCCUCAUUUCAUUGUAACAUGUCCGACUAUGCGGGAAUCCCCACAGCUGAACAUUCACUGGAUAUGAAUUUCAACUCUGUCUCGGUGAAAGUGCAACAAGCAUCUCUGGGGAUCACUCUCAAGUCAGAGUUUAUCAAACAAGGCAGUGCAGUAGAUGAUGACAUGCAGAGCACGUUCAGUGCAAUGAGUGCGGGUACAGACGCAUCACAUCGUGAUGAUGACACCGACGAAGAAGAGGAGGAAAUGCAGAGGCUCAGCAUUGUUCAAGAAGACGUUGAUGCUGGUGCGGGCCGGGCAAAACUUGAAGACAGUGUGCAAUCUGUGUUAGUCCUUGGUACUGGUGAGACUCUCAAACGAAACCACCUCCCCGUACAAGCUCCGCCCAAACCAUCCCGCAGUGCCAGCGUUAAAAGUCACAAUAAAAUUGAGAAUUCUCCUGACGAUGUACCAACUAAAUCUGCCAAAGAGCCUACUAAACCUGCUGAACUGGAUCCUUUGUUGACCAAUGAAAUUUCUCAACCACCGGCUAUCAGCAACGAGAACCACACACGCCCUCAACCCCAGUCCAUCAGCAAUGGGAACCACACACCCCCAGCCCCUGUUAGUGAUGUGCUUAUUAGUGAGCCUCAGGCAAAUGAUGUGCUCGAGAGUGGAGAAGUCCCUGUUGUAAGUGUUCGAAAGAAGGCAGCAAUUGAGGAGAAGAAAAUCGACCAGGAAAAUAAAAUUGCAACUGCUACUAACGGCCAACAAAAGGAAUCAUCUCCUUCGCCUAUAAAAAAGGAAUUACUAGUGAAGGAGAAAAUCGAGAGCGUGGUAACAAAGAAAGACACAGUUGUUAAAGACGACAGGCCAACUCUAACCAGUGAACAGUCUAAACCAACUAUUGAAGGUACAUGUAGCAACAGCUCACAGGAUAUGAAAGACAAGCCCACAACUCAACCUGACGUCAAACAAAACACGAGAGAAGACACUCCUGUCGAGCAGGACAACCCGAAAGCAACGAAUGGGAACAGUCUAAUCGAAUCGGACGAGCCUAAACCAAAACCACAGGCUAGCCAAGAGUCGGGCGUAUCAAACGGAGGGGGAGGGUUCGACGACUACGUGUUUGAGGCGGCUAGGUCUUUAGCUCAACUAAGGAAGAGCAGUGAAGCCUCUAAAACAGAUGACGCUGUACCAGUUCGUAAGGGGGUGCAGUCUCAGGACGAGUAUCGCCCACCCCCAAACCCGUAUCUGGAUGAUUCUUCAGAGAUAGAGGAAUCAAUGGAGCCCCCCUCACCCACGGCCAGUUGGCUGGGGGAGAAGGCCUUGUUUGUGGACUGUUUCGGUGAGGCCGUGGGGAGAGAGAAACUGGACAGAGCUGAGAUCAUUGCUCUGUACUUCUCGGCCAGUUGGUGUCCACCUUGCAGACGAUUCCUUCCAAAACUUGUCAAGUUUUACCAUCACGUAAAACAGCAUGCAAAGUCAUUCGAAAUCCUCUACAUCUCAAGUGACUACUCAAGACAAGACAUGAUGAAGUACAUGCAGCAGCAACAGAUGCCGUGGGUUGGACUCUCCUUUGAGGGGAAACAAUCUCAAGAUCUCCAGAAAUUCUUCAAGGUUAUGGCCAUUCCCCAGCUGAGGGUGGUCACUACAAAAGGAGAACUGAUUGAGGAGUCGGCCAAAAAGCCAGUUGAGGCUACCAGCAGUGGUUCGGAUGUCCUGAGGCUGUAUAACAAAUGGUACGAGAAGGUGGAGCCAACUGAGGGCACCAAGGAGAAGGGCCUCUUCCAGAAAGUCAAAAAAGCCAUUAAAGACAGAACUGGCAGUUCACAUGACAUGGCUGAUACAGGUACCUCCCUGUCAAAGUCUAAGGAAGAUUUGACGGGUACAAGACACGUAGUAGUUCAAAACCGAGCAGCAAGAGGCCGCAGCACACUAUCCACUAAAAACAAGACAAAGGAGGUUUUGCUGGAGGAGAAGGAGGAACGAGUUCGCCAUCUUGAAGAAGUGAAUAUGGCUCUUAAGCAGACCAACGAUGAUCUCAAUGAAGAGGUGGCGGACUUGAAGAAACAGCUAGCCGAGCUGCAAACACGGAUGGACCAGACAGAGCAAACCAGUAUGCAGCUGGAGAAGGACAAACGAGAAACUGUUGCCAAACUAAGUACGAGAGGCUGGCUUUGCAAGAGGGGGGUCAAAGGUCCUACUGCCAAUGUGUGGAGAAGACGUUACUUCAGGUGUGACCAAGGCUCCAAAGUAUUUUACUACAAGAAUGCUUCUGAGGGCACUCCACAGGGGUUCAUCGAUCUAACCAAGUUGAUCAGCCUGCAGGAAGUGAGCCCAGCCCAACAAGACAAGAACAACGCCACCUUUCUUGUGCAGUGUGAUGGACGUACCUACCAGCUACAAGCAUUAGACGAGGCCAACAUGAGGAAGUGGAUGAGUGCUAUAGAAUAUCUGGCUAACUGGCACAGGACUAAUACACUGCAGAAUGGAGCCACUCCAUAACUAAGACAAUUACUCUAUGAGACUCGCCAACUCCAUAGCAAACAAUGACUCUACGACUGUGUGUGUGUGUGUGCCCAAAAUUUUAAUUUUGUGUGUGUGUGUUGGAUUGUUUUGACCCUUUGACUAUUAUUUCUGUUCACAAUUAAUUUGGUAUAAUUAUAAUUCAUGGAUCGA
This is a messenger RNA of Halichondria panicea, 3116 nucleotides long. RefSeq lists its product as uncharacterized. The record is from RefSeq and is a predicted model, not a curated record. Bases 105 to 2942 code for a protein of 945 amino acids. Lineage: Eukaryota; Metazoa; Porifera; Demospongiae; Suberitida; Halichondriidae. The transcript has 22 exons.